Penicillium vulpinum is the source of this 711-nucleotide messenger RNA. Its product is annotated as Haloacid dehalogenase type II. Lineage: Eukaryota; Fungi; Ascomycota; Eurotiomycetes; Eurotiales; Aspergillaceae. The record is from RefSeq and is a predicted model, not a curated record. Gene Ontology annotation, molecular function: hydrolase activity, acting on halide bonds, in C-halide compounds. The coding region runs from base 1 to 711 and encodes 236 amino acids. The transcript has a single exon.
AUGUCUCAACCAAGAAUCAAAGCGGUCUUUUUCGACUUCAUGGGAACAUGCCUCGACUGGCACAGCAGCGUAGUGCAGUCAUUGCCAGAAGCAAUUACCAAGGACGAAGCCUCACAAUUUGCCCUGGAAUGGCGCAGGCAAUAUUUCUUGGAGACCAGCAGACGCGUUGGCAAAAACCUCCACCCGGAAGAUAUCGACAUCACCCUUGCCCGCACUCUGGAAACUCUCCUUCACCAGUCACCCGACCACAAACAACUCUUCGAUGUCGAGACCAAGAAUACCAUCAUCGAAGCAUGGCACUCGCAGAAAGCAUGGCCCGAAGUCUCUGACGCAAUCAAGAGUCUUCGACAAGAUCUUGCUCUGGAAGUCUUCGUCCACGCGAAUGGUACGACACGGCUGCAGUUGGACCUGGCUCGGUCUUCGGGGUUGGAGUUCAACAUGCUGUUUUCUAGUCAGCUGCUGGGUGCUUACAAGCCUCGUCCCGAGGCAUAUGAGAAGGGGUUAGAGCUUGUGAAACUUCGGCCUGAGGAGGUGGUUCUGGUUGCGGCGCAUGCGUACGAUCUGCGCGGUGCGCAGAAGUGUGGAUUACGGACUGUGUACGUUCACAGGUGGACUGAUGAUAUUGAUGAGGAUAUGGAGGUGGUCAAAACUGAGUUUGAUGCAUUUUUGGAGAAUAUGGAGGACCUUCCGGGUGUCAUUGAGGGAUUGUGA